GCAUACUUCCGACAGGGUGUUGCCCUCCAGUACCUUGGACGUCAUGCCGAUGCCCUGGCAGCCUUUGCAUCUGGACUGGCUCAAGACCCCAAGAGUCUCCAGCUUCUGGUGGGGAUGGUGGAAGCCGCCAUGAAAUCUCCCAUGAGAGACUCCCUCGAGCCCACUUAUCAGCAGCUUCAGAAAAUGAAACUGGACAAGAGUCCCUUUGUGGUCGUGUCUGUGGUUGGUCAGGAACUCCUGACAGCUGGCCAUCAUGGGGCCUCUGUGGUUGUCUUAGAAGCCGCACUGAAGAUUGGCACGUGCAGCCUCAAACUGAGAGGUUCUGUUUUCUCUGCCCUGAGCAGUGCUUACUGGUCUCUUGGAAAUACAGAGAAGAGCACUGGAUAUAUGCAGCAGGACUUGGAUGUAGCCAAGACCUUAGGUGACCAGACAGGAGAAUGCCGAGCUCAUGGGAAUCUGGGCUCUGCAUUCUUCUCCAAAGGAAAUUACCGGGAGGCUCUCACUAACCACAGGCAUCAGUUGGUACUCGCCAUGAAACUCAAAGAUCGAGAGGCAGCUUCAUCAGCCUUGAGCAGUCUGGGCCAUGUGUACACAGCCAUUGGAGACUACCCCAAUGCACUGGCCAGUCACAAGCAGUGUGUUCUUCUUGCCAAGCAAUCCAAAGAUGAACUUUCUGAAGCCCGAGAACUUGGCAACAUGGGAGCUGUGUACAUUGCCAUGGGUGACUUUGAGAAUGCUGUGCAGUGCCAUGAGCAGCAUCUGAAGAUAGCCAAGGACCUGGGGAACAAGCGAGAAGAGGCCCGGGCUUACAGCAACCUGGGCAGUGCCUAUCACUACCGGAGGAACUUUGACAAGGCCAUGUCUUACCACAACUAUGUCCUGGAGCUGGCACAGGAGUUGAUGGAGAAGGCCAUUGAGAUGCGAGCCUAUGCUGGACUAGGCCAUGCUGCCAGGUGCAUGCAGGAUUUGGAGAGGGCUAAACAGUACCAUGAGCAGCAGCUGGGCAUUGCUGAGGAUCUCAAGGACCGGGCUGCAGAAGGGCGAGCAUCCUCCAAUCUAGGAAUCAUACACCAGAUGAAAGGCGAUUAUGACACUGCACUGAAACUCCACAAGGCCCAUCUGUGCAUUGCUCAGGAGCUGAGUGAUUAUGCUGCCCAGGGCCGUGCCUAUGGGAAUAUGGGCAACGCCUACAACGCUCUUGGCAUGUACGACCAGGCGGUCAAAUACCAUCGGCAGGAGCUGCAGAUCUCCAUGGAAGUGAACGACCGCGCCUCUCAGGCCUCCACGCAUGGGAACCUUGCCGUGGCCUACCAGGCUCUGGGUGCCCAUGACCGAGCCCUGCAACACUAUCAGAACCACUUGAACAUCGCCCGGGAGCUACGAGACAUCCAAAGCGAGGCCCGGGCCCUCAGCAACCUGGGUAAUUUCCACUGCUCUCGGGGAGAGUAUGUCCAGGCUGCCCCCUAUUAUGAACAGUAUCUCCGGCUUGCUCCUGACCUUCAAGACAUGGAAGGAGAAGGGAAGGUCUGCCACAACCUUGGCUAUGCCCAUUACUGCCUUGGAAAUUACCAGGAGGCAGUGAAGUACUACGAGCAGGAUCUGGCACUGGCCAAAGACCUUCAUGACAAGUUGAGCCAAGCAAAAGCCUACUGCAACUUGGGCCUAGCAUUCAAGGCUCUGCUGAAUUUCAGUAAAGCUGAAGAGUGUCAGAAGUACCUACUGUCCCUAGCCCAGUCUCUGAAUAAUUCCCAGGCUAAAUUUCGAGCCCUAGGGAACCUGGGCGAUAUAUUCAUCUGUAAAAAAGAUAUAAGUGGUGCAAUAAAAUUCUAUGAGCAGCAGCUGGGCUUAGCUCACCAGGUGAAGGAUAGAAGACUAGAGGCCAGUGCAUAUGCAGCCCUGGGCACUGCAUACCGAAUGAUCCAGAAGUAUGACAAGGCCCUGGGUUAUCACACACAGGAACUGGAGGUAUAUCAGGAGCUGAGUGACUUGCCAGGGGAGUGCAGAGCUCAUGGGCACCUGGCUGCCGUCUACAUGGCCCUUGGGAAAUAUACAAUGGCAUUCAAGUGUUACGAAGAGCAACUGGAUCUAGGGCAAAAGCUGAAGGAUCCGAGUCUGGAAGCCCAGGUCUAUGGCAACAUGGGCAUCACAAAGAUGAACAUGAAUGUGAUGGAAGAAGCCAUUGGCUACUUUGAGCAGCAAUUGGCCAUGCUGCAGCAGCUAAGUGGAAAUGAGUCUGUGCUCGACAGGGGCCGGGCCUACGGCAACCUGGGGGAUUGCUACGAAGCCCUGGGUGACUAUGAGGAAGCUAUCAAAUACUACGAACAAUAUUUAUCUGUUGCCCAGAGUCUGAAUCGCAUGCAAGACCAAGCCAAGGCUUACCGCGGCCUGGGAAAUGGACACAGGGCAAUGGGGAACUUGCAGCAAGCCCUUGUGUGCUUUGAAAAGAGGCUCGUGGUUGCCCAUGAGCUCGGGGAGGCCUUCAAUAAAGCCCAGGCCUAUGGAGAGCUGGGAAGUCUGCACAGCCAAUUAGGGAAUUACGAACAAGCCAUUUCCUGCCUUGAACGCCAGCUGAACAUUGCUAGAGAUAUGAAAGACCGAGCCCUGGAGAGUGACGCAGCCUGUGGCCUGGGGGGCGUUUACCAGCAGAUGGGGGAGUAUGACACAGCCCUGCAGUACCACCAGCUUGAUCUACAGAUAGCAGAGGAAACCAACAACCCCACAUGCCAGGGCCGAGCCUAUGGGAACCUGGGCCUGACUUAUGAAUCCCUGGGCACCUUCGAGAGGGCUGUGGUCUAUCAAGAACAGCACUUGAGCAUUGCUGCACAGAUGAAUGACUUGGUGGCCAAGACGGUGUCAUAUAGUAGCCUUGGAAGGACCCAUCAUGCCUUGCAGAACUAUUCCCAAGCAGUCAUGUACUUACAGGAAGGUUUAAGGUUAGCUGAGCAACUGGGCCGAAGAGAAGAUGAGGCAAAAAUUCGCCAUGGCCUUGGCCUCUCCCUUUGGGCUAGUGGAAACUUGGAGGAGGCCCAACACCAGCUUUAUAGGGCAUCAGCCUUGUUUGAAACGAUCCGACACGAGGCACAGCUGAGCACGGACUACAAACUCUCCCUCUUUGACCUACAGACAUCAUCCUACCAGGCCUUGCAGCGGGUGCUUGUCAGCCUAGGCCAUCAUGAUGAAGCCCUGGCCGUGGCGGAAAGGGGACGGACAAGGGCAUUUGCUGAUCUUCUGGUGGAACGACAAACAGGACAACAGGACUCCGACCCCUACUCCCCAGUCACUAUUGAUCAGAUCUUAGAGAUGGUUAAUGGCCAGAGGGGACUGGUGCUUUACUAUUCCCUGGCCGCAGGCUAUCUGUAUAGCUGGCUGCUUGCUCCUGGGGCAGGAAUUCUGAAGUUUCAUGAACACUACCUGGGUGAGAACACAGUGGAAAACUCAAGUGACUUCCAGGCCAGCAGCAGUGCAACCCUUCCAACAGCAACCGGCUCAGCCCUGGAGCAGCACAUUGCCAGUGUCCGGGAGGCCCUGGGGGUGGAGUCUCACUACUCAAGGGCCUGUGCCAGCAGUGAGACGGAGAGUGAAGCAGGAGACAUCAUGGACCAGCAAUUUGAAGAGAUGAACAACAAACUCAACUCAGUCACUGACCCCACUGGCUUCCUGCGGAUGGUUCGCCGAAAUAACCUCUUUAACAGGAGCUGCCAGAGCAUGACAAGCCUGUUCAGUAACACUGUGUCACCGACCCAGGACGGGACCUCCUCUCUUCCCAGGAGGCAGAGCUCGUUCGCCAAGCCCCCGCUCCGUGCCCUGUAUGACCUGCUCAUCGCGCCCAUGGAAGGGGGCCUGAUGCACUCCAGCGGCCCGGUAGGUCGGCACCGGCAGCUCAUCCUGGUUCUGGAGGGGGAGCUCUACCUCAUUCCUUUCGCCCUCCUGAAGGGAAGCUCCUCCAACGAGUACCUCUACGAGCGCUUCGGCCUCCUCGCCGUCCCUUCCAUCCGCUCCCUUAGCAUGCAGUCCAAGUCUCACUUACGGAAGAACCCGCCCACAUACUCCAGCUCCACAUCCAUGGCGGCUGUCAUCGGCAAUCCCAAGCUCCCAUCGGCCGUGAUGGACAGGUGGCUGUGGGGGCCCAUGCCAUCAGCCGAGGAAGAGGCCUACAUGGUGUCUGAGCUGCUGGGCUGCCAGCCCCUAGUGGGCAGUGUGGCCACCAAGGAGAGAGUCAUGAGCGCCCUGACCCAGGCUGAGUGUGUCCACUUUGCCACCCACAUCUCCUGGAAGCUGUCGGCCUUGGUCCUCACGCCCAGCAUGGACGGCAACCCUGCCAGCAGCAAGAGCUCCUUCGGCCACCCCUACACGAUCCCUGAGUCCCUGCGGGUGCAGGAUGAUGCCAGUGAUGGAGAGAGCAUCUCAGACUGCCCGCCCUUGCAGGAGCUGCUGCUCACAGCCGCCGACGUCCUGGACCUGCAGCUGCCCGUGAAGCUGGUGGUGCUUGGCUCCUCCCAGGAGUCCAACAGCAAAGUCACAGCUGACGGGGUCAUUGCGCUGACAAGGGCCUUCCUGGCUGCCGGCACUCAGUGUGUCCUUGUGUCUCUGUGGCCUGCGCCAGUGGCUGCUUCCAAGAUGUUCAUCCAUGCCUUCUACUCAUCGCUGCUGAAUGGCCUGAAAGCCAGCGCUGCCCUGGGGGAGGCCAUGAAGGUGGUGCAGAGCAGCAAGGCCUUCUCGCACCCCUCCAACUGGGCAGGGUUCAUGCUCAUCGGGAGUGACGUUAAGCUGAACAGCCCCUCAUCGCUCAUUGGCCAGGCUCUCACAGAGAUCCUGCAGCACCCGGAGCGCGCGCGGGACGCCCUGCGAGUGCUGCUGCACCUGGUGGAGAAGUCCCUGCAGCGCAUCCAGAAUGGGCAGCGCAACGCCAUGUACACGUCCCAGCAGAGCGUGGAGAACAAAGUGGGCGGCAUCCCUGGCUGGCAGGCCCUCCUCACUGCUGUGGGCUUCCGGCUGGACCCCCCGGCCAGUGGCCUGCCAGCAGCUGUCUUCUUCCCAACCUCUGACCCGGGCGACCGGCUCCAGCAGUGCAGCAGCACCAUCCAGUCCCUGCUGGGUCUGCCCAAUCCUGCCCUCCAGGCCCUUUGCAAACUCAUCACUGCCUCGGAGACGGGCGAGCAGCUCAUCAGCCGGGCUGUUAAAAAUAUGGUUGGAAUGCUCCACCAGGUGCUGGUUCAGCUCCAGGCUGGCGAGAAGGAGCAGGACUUGGCAUCAGCUCCCAUUCAGGUCUCCAUCAGCGUCCAGCUGUGGCGGCUCCCGGGAUGCCACGAGUUCCUGGCAGCUCUAGGUUUUGAUCUCUGUGAAGUUGGUCAGGAGGAAGUAAUCCUGAAAACCGGAAAGCAAGCCAACCGACGGACCGUGCACUUUGCGCUCCAGUCCCUGCUGUCUCUGUUUGAUUCCACUGAGCUACCCAAGCGCCUUAGCCUCGACAGCUCCUCCUCCCUGGAGUCUCUGGCUUCUGCUCAGUCUGUUUCCAACGCCCUACCCUUGGGCUACCAGCACCCCCCCUUCUCUCCCACUGGUGCAGACAGCAUUGCCUCAGACGCCAUCUCUGUGUACAGUCUGAGCUCCAUUGCCUCCUCCAUGAGCUUUGUCUCCAAACCUGAGGGUGGAUCAGAGGGUGGAGGCCCGGGAAGGCAGGACCAUGACCGGUCCAAGAACGCUUACCUGCAGAGAUCCACCCUGCCUCGCAGCCAGCUGCCUCCCCAGACCCGCCCUGCAGGCAACAAAGAUGAGGAAGAAUAUGAAGGGUUUUCCAUCAUCAGUAACGAGCCCUUGGCAACCUACCAAGAAAACCAAGAGACACGCUUCUCACCAGACCACAAACACCCCCGAGCUGGGGCAGCCGGAGGUGUGAGAGUCUCCGUGAGCUCCAAAGGGAGCAUCAGCACUCCAAAUUCUCCAGUGAAAAUGACUCUGAUUCCCAGCCCCAACUCACCCUUCCAAAAGGUGGGAAAACUAGCAAGUUCAGAUACAGGAGAAUCAGACCAGUCCAGCACAGAAACGGACAGUACCGUGAAAUCCCAAGAAGAAAGCAACCCAAAACUUGAUCCACAAGAGUUAGCCCAGAAAAUUCUAGAGGAGACACAGAGUCAUCUCAUUGCGGUGGAGCGUCUUCAGAGGAGUGGCGGCCAGGUGAGCAAGAGUAAUAACCCUGAAGACGGCGUUCAGGCGCCCAGCAGCGCCGCUGUCUUCAGAGCGUCAGAAACCAGCGCGUUCAGUAGGCCCGUUCUCUCCCAUCAGAAGAGUCAGCCAUCACCUGUCACGGUUAAACCAAAGCCCCCAGCGCGGAGCUCCUCCCUGCCCAAGGUGAGUUCCGGAUAUAGCAGCCCCACCACCUCGGAGACGUCCAUCAAAGACAGCCCGAGCCAGCACAGUGGCCGGCCAUCGCCGGGCUCCGACUCGCAGACGUCCCAGCUGGACCAGCCUCUCUUUAAACUGAAGUACCCCAGCUCUCCUUACAGCGCUCAUAUUUCCAAAUCGCCAAGGAACAUGUCCCCAAGCUCUGGCCACCAGUCUCCUGCCGGCAGUGCACCCUCCCCAGCUCUCUCCUAUUCCUCAGCUGGAUCCGCUCGCUCCAGUCCGGCGGACGCUCCCGACAUUGACAAGCUGAAAAUGGCAGCCAUUGAUGAAAAGGUGCAGGCUGUCCAUAACCUGAAGAUGUUCUGGCAGAGCACACCCCAGCACUCCACGGGGCCACUGAAGACCCUCCGGGGGGCCCCUGGCACCAUGACUUCCAAAAGAGAUGUCCUCAGUCUGUUGAAUUUGUCACCACGGCACAACAAGGAGGAGGGGGUGGAUAAGCUUGAACUGAAGGAACUGUCCCUGCAGCAGCAUGACGGAGCUCCACCGAAAGCCCCUCCCAAUGGACACUGGCGCACUGAGACCACCGCGCUGGGCGAGCUGCCGUUGCCCGCUGGCCCUCCUGCCACGGCCCCCAUGCGCCCUUUGAGACUUCCUUCUGGAAAUGGCUACAAGUUCCUGUCCCCAGGAAGAUUUUUCCCUUCUUCCAAAUGCUAAAGCAUCUUUUAUACGCACUGACUCUGAGCAGCCCGCAGACGGGGCCUGGCAUUUGCUGCAGCCGUUCCCUGUCUGAGUGCAGCCCCCCCGCAGCCACCAGCACCUUCACGAAGCUGUGCUCUCCGGGCAAGAGGCACUACCACGUCCAAAGGCUGCCACACGCACUGGUGGCUUUUCUGGGCCUCUGGACCACAUUCACCAAAAGCCGGGACUUCUGUGGGGCUGGUCCAAGAGGCUGGUGGAAUUUCCUCCACGCUUCACCAAAUGUUUGUCUACCUUCGAACUCCCUGCUUCUCAUCUGUGAUAUGAUUCUUCACCAGUAUUUUGUACAAAAAUGGUCUUGGUUCUUGGGUGGGGAGAGGAAAGGGAGCACAUAUUUUGCUAGGAGGUAUAUACCUUUUAUACACAGAAAUACAAAUAGAGCUUUUUCUAAGGCUUUCAGGUGCUGGUUGGGGGUGGGAGGUAUGAAAUUUCUCUAAGUUGAAUUCUACAGGAAAGUGUUAUAUUAGCCAAAAACAGAAUAAUGGUUUUUAAAAUGCCAAUGAUUUGUAAUUAAGUUGUAGCAAUUUUGGUCUCAUGAUAGUGUAAUAUCUCAGCAACAAUGCAAUAAUUCACAUUGAAACAGCGCUUCCAUUCUGAACUCUGCUCUGUAAAUGUCCGUUGGGUCUCGCUGUCAACCAAACGUGAAUUUUCAUAAAAAAAAUUAUGUGACUCUUAUCCAGGCAUUUUAGAACUAUGCAAUUGUGAUUUAAAAUGCAACUUUGUGCUUUUAAAACAUUACUGACCUUUUUUGUACAUGGAUAAACAACUUGGUUUUAUUAUCAAUAGUACUUUGCAUUUAUAGCUAUUAUUUUUAAAAGCUCAAAAAGUUUUUUAAAAUGUCAAAUUUUGAAUAGUCAUCAGUAAGUAAUUGUCAAGUUUGGAAGGAAAGGUUGAAAUGAUUCAGUUUCCUUAUAAGCAAAAAGAGAAAAAAGAAAAAAAAAUCCAUGGUUAACUUAGAUUUAACCAGAAUCCUGCCUUCCAGCUCCUAUUCCCUUUUAUUAGCUGCUGAAUUUUACUCUCCCAACUCCAGGUCCCUGAGAUGUCUUCUGUCUAAAUCCAUUGCCAGGUCCCCGCAACCCCAGCACCUGCCUCUGUGAGCUGCCCCUAGCCCCUUGCCUUGGCCCUGGCCAGCCUCCUGCGCUCCUGCUGUCUGAGGAACCGGCCCCUCCCAGACAGCUGAAGCUGCGGGUCCACAUCCUAAGUAGCAGGACCUUUUGCUGGGAUGUAUGCCUGGAUUUACGGCCAACUGAGGAGAGAGAGAGAUGUACCUUAGAAAGUGAAGGUGGACUUUUCCUACAGCUCUGACAGUAACUUAGAUUGUUGCCAGCUUGAGGCAGGACAAGGGACUCACCUAGUUAGGGGUAACCAUUAAUUUAUUUUAAUAAAGGAGAUGCUCAAAGUCCUAUUAGUACUGAGUUUAGCUGGAGAACUGAGAUAAGGAUCUUUGAGGUAAUUCUAAAAUUCAAAUCCUACCUGCCUCACUGUGGGGUUCAUAGUGAAGGUGGUCAGCCACUGGGCCUGGCAGGGGUGCUGACCUCAGGAUCCCCAGGUGGGGGUUUUACCCUUGGGUGGGAUCUCAGCUUCUGAGCAUACACUGACAGUUUCACCUGUUCCGCAGUGUACUUCUCUGAAAAGAAGAAAGGAUAAUAUUUAUCCAAUCUGUGUUCUUCUCCUGUGCUCCAUCCGAGGGAUUUUUAAUUUAACCAACAGCCA
Messenger RNA from Cebus imitator (Panamanian white-faced capuchin), 8814 nucleotides. RefSeq names its product tetratricopeptide repeat domain 28 (gene TTC28). Lineage: Eukaryota; Metazoa; Chordata; Mammalia; Primates; Cebidae. The annotation marks the transcript as partial. The record is from RefSeq and is a predicted model, not a curated record. The transcript has 21 exons. Gene Ontology annotation, molecular function: protein binding.